Molecule: messenger RNA, 1150 nt
Organism: Pelecanus crispus (Dalmatian pelican)
Lineage: Eukaryota; Metazoa; Chordata; Aves; Pelecaniformes; Pelecanidae
Source: RefSeq, a predicted model, not a curated record
GACUCAUAGUUGGGGUGAUCUUGAGAUACGGGACUCCCUCCACCAGCGGCCAUGACAAGCCGUUCAGCUGCUCGCAGGACAGGCCGUUUACAACCCUGCUGGUCAACGUCAGCGGGAAGUUCUUUGAGUAUACGCUCAAAGGGGAAAUAAGCCCUGGGAAGAUCCACAACGUGGAGCAAAAUGACAUGUUGCGAAAGGUAACAUUUGACCCAGAAGUUUUUUUCAACAUUCUGUUGCCUCCUAUUAUUUUUCAUGCUGGUUACAGCCUGAAGAAAAGACACUUUUUCAGGAAUUUGGGGUCAAUUUUGGCUUACGCCUUUUUAGGAACAGCAGUCUCUUGUUUUAUUAUUGGGAAUCUCAUGUAUGGGGUUGUGAAACUAAUGAAGUUGGUGGGUCAGCUCUCUGAUAAAUUCUAUUAUACAGACUGCCUCCUCUUUGGAGCGAUAAUAUCUGCCACUGAUCCAGUUACCGUGCUAGCAAUAUUUAACGAGCUGCAUGCUGAUGUCGAUCUCUAUGCCCUUCUGUUUGGGGAGAGCGUGUUGAAUGAUGCUGUUGCCAUUGUAUUAUCUUCAUCUAUAGUUGCCUACCAGCCAACAGGUGAAAAUACCCAUGCUUUUGAUGCAGCAGCGUUUUUCAAGUCUGUUGGUGUUUUCCUGGGAAUAUUCAGUGGUUCUUUCAUGAUGGGAGCAGUGAUGGGGGUUAAUGUUAACGUGACGAAGUUUACAAAGUUGCACUGCUUCCCCCUGCUGGAAACGGCUCUCUUCUUCUUGAUGUCCUGGAGUACUUUCUUGAUUGCAGAAGCUUGUGGCUUUACUGGUGUAGUAUCUGUCCUCUUCUGUGGAAUUACCCAGGCGCAUUAUACAUACAAUAAUUUGUCAGUUGAAUCAAGAAGUCGCACUAAACAGCUCUUUGAGGUAUUGCACUUCCUGGCAGAGAACUUCAUAUUUUCUUAUAUGGGUUUGGCACUGUUUACUUUCCAGAAACACAUAUUCAGUCCAGUUUUCAUCAUUGGAGCUUUUAUUGCAAUCUUUUUGGGCAGAGCUGCACACAUCUACCCUCUCUCCUUCUUGUUGAAUCUGGGCAGAAGGCAUAAGAUCAGCUGGAACUUUCAGCACAUGAUGAUGUUCUCAGGUGAAAGCAAAAAUGUUUG